This is a messenger RNA of Protomyces lactucae-debilis, 800 nucleotides long. RefSeq lists its product as uncharacterized. The transcript has a single exon. The coding region runs from base 35 to 739 and encodes 234 amino acids. Lineage: Eukaryota; Fungi; Ascomycota; Taphrinomycetes; Taphrinales; Protomycetaceae. Gene Ontology annotation, molecular function: mRNA binding. Gene Ontology annotation, cellular component: nucleus. Gene Ontology annotation, biological process: mRNA export from nucleus. The record is from RefSeq and is a predicted model, not a curated record.
AAGAAAACAAAACCCUUUAAUUACUCAACGAACCAUGGAUCUCGACAAAUCACUCGAUGCUAUUCUCGCCAGCAAGCCAAAGACCCAUCGUCACAACGGCAAGCUGCAACAGGCAAAACCCAAAGCUAAACAAACAAGCGGUGCUGGUGUGAGCAAGAAACAACCUGCCGCCAAGACAUCCGCUGUUAAGCAACACUCUGCUAAACUCGCUAAAAGUGCUGAUUUGGUGUCCAAAGCAACGCAGCAGGACCCCACUAAGAUUGUUGUUCAUCAUUUCCCCUCAGACAUUACACCUGCGCAAAUCAAGGAUUACCUGAUUGGGAAAAUUGGACCGGUUGCCAAGGUGGAGCUGGCAUACAAUGCACAUGGCAAGUCGACGGGUACGGCAACGAUUGUGUUCAAGAGCAAGCCUGUUGGCUUGGCAAAGAAGGCAGCGGCCUACCUUCAUGGCACCAAGACGGAUCAGAGGAACCAGAAGUUGCAGGUGGAGUUGGUGCAUGAGAUGCCUGUUCCCGGACUUGCUGAGCGUUUGCCUGGAUUGGGUUCCGUGACGAGGCAGCCGCAGCAGAAGGUGGCUACUCAGGUGCAAGCCAAGAAGGGCAAGCAGGUGGCUAGGCCUGUUGCAGUGAAGCAGACGAAGCUUAAGAAGACUGGGCCUGGACGUGUGAAGCGUGUGGCCAAGACGGCGGAGGAGUUGGAUGCCGACAUGACGGAUUACUUUGACAAGAAGAGUGCUUAGGUCUGGUUAUGGUAGACCUAAUAUAUGUUUUCUCCAGCUGCUCAUCAAUAUCACUCUGCAC